UCCUUUUUCCACAAAACCCUAAUAUUUUUUACCAUACUCAUUGGUUCCCAAAACCUUCGUUUUUUCGUUUCUGCCGUUGCAUCCUCAUCUGCGGCUACUUCAUCUUCAACAAGAGUACUCCAUCCUCAUCAAAAUAUGUGUUCCUCCUGGUGUAUUCCGUCACAUGCUUCCUUGCAGUCUCAAGGAGAAGGAUGCUCCCCCAAACAAAACCUCACUCCCUUCUCCCAAUCAUCUCCCCACAUUCACAAUGUUAGUCUCACGCCUCCACCUCCAACUCUUCACACCCCCCCUCCCCCCACCACACCACCACCACCCACCUCCCAUCUCCCCUCGCCGCUUCCCCAUCAUUUGCGCCUCCUCCAUAACAUCCCAAAGAAUCGCCUUCGACUACAACGGAGCAGGACCGGGUGUUCCACUAGAUCUCGGCUCAAUUGAAGUCGACGCCGUCACUAAAAUAGAGCUCAAAGAGAAUGGCUUUUGUAGCACCAGGAGAACCAAACUCGUUUGCACUAUCGGACCCGCUACGUGCUGGUUUGAACAGCUUGAAGCUCUUGCUGUUGGUGGAAUGAACGUUGCGAGAAUUAACAUGUGUCAUGGGACUAGAGAGUGGCAUAAAACGGUUAUUAAUCGUGUAAGAAGACUUAACCAGGAAAUGGGAUUUGCGAUUGCGAUUAUGAUGGAUACUGAAGGGAGUGAGAUUCAUAUGGGUGAUCUCGCUGGUGCUUCUUCUGCUAAAUCUGAGGAUGGUCAGAUCUGGACUUUUAGGGUUAGGGUGUUUGAUUCUUCUCUUCCACUUCCACAUCUUAUCAUCAAUGUCAACUAUGAGGUUUUUGUCAACGAUGUGAAGGUUGGGGAUGAGCUUUUGAUUGAUGGGGGAAUGGUUAGGUUUGAGGUCAUUGAGAAGAUAGGCCUAGAUGUGAAGUGUCUUUGUACUGAUCCUGGCUUGUUGCUACCGAGGGCAAAUCUUACUUUCUGGAAGAAUAGUAGUUUAGUUCGAGAAAGGAAUUCCAUGCUUCCUACAAUCUCUUCAAAGGAUUCCAACUUCUUUAUCUCUUUUUGUAAGUAUUUAGUUUGAAUUAGUGAAGUGUUGUUUUUUCUGGUGAAAUAUUAAACUCUUGGUGGAGUAUGACAUGUAUUUUUCUCUAGGAGUUUGCCUUGAGCUAAGAACCAAAACUUGAUAAUGAUGUGUUGUUACUAUUCAAUCCAUGUUCACGGUUGAAAACAGCUGGUGCACAUACAUGAUGCUCCCCAAUCACAUUUCUGUAACUUUUUUUUUAGAAAGCAAGAAAUUAUAUUAACGGGAGAACAAAGGGGUUUCUCCAACCCGUAUACACCGGAUCCCAACCAAAACGAUAAAGAAAAUUACAAACCAAAUUACUUUAUGAGAGGAAAAACACCGGAUCCUUACAAAACUCAUAAAAGGUAUAUUUGGGAUGAGUAAUCUUCCCACAAUAUGACCACUUCCACACCAAAAGUUUGAUGUUCCACACCGUAUUGUCGACGUUCCAAGGUUCAUUCCGGAAACAAACACCAUUUCUAACUAACCAUAUAGCCCAAGUAAUAGCUAACCAAACUACACCCAAUUUUCUAUCUUUCACCAUAUGCACAUUAAAAAAAGAAUGCCAAUCCAUAUAAAAAGCAAGGCACUCUACAAAAUAACUAUCCCCUUUACCAACCCAAACCUCUAUAUCGCGCCAAAUCUUCAUCGCCACCCCACAUUCAAAAAAGAGAUGAUUCAAAUUUUCCGAGCAAACACCACAAAAAGAACAUAAUGAAUUAUCUAGAGAAAAAGCAAUACCUCUAAGAGCCAAUUGGUCUUUUGUAGGAAGUCUAUUCCGGAAUAAUCUCCAACCGAAAGCUUUGAUCUUGAAAGGAACAUCCAACUUCCAAAUCAAACCAAAAACUCCAUCAUGGAUAUUCGGAGGACCAUAAGGAAUCCGCAUCAAAUCCAAAAACUCGUAGCAUGAAGCUACCGAAAAAGUCUUGUCCGAGUUGCCAUUCCACUCCACCAAAUCUUUGCCCACUUUCCAACUGCUAAACUCCUCCACUUUAUUUUUCAUACUAACCGCCUCUUCUACGGAAUCUUCCGCUUCCAAAAUGUCAUUGGAUAUACCAAAAUUACUCCAUUUCCAAUUUCCCUCCAUCCACCCUCCCAUUGCCGCUACCGAUACUUUUUUCAACCGGGAAUACUCAUAUAACACCGGAAAGUUAUCUCUCAAAGAAACACCACCAAGCCACUUAGAAUCCCAAAAGGGUGUCUUAAAACCAUCAUGAACAAUAUAGCUAAUAUUUUCAACAAUAGGAUCCACUAUAAAAGAAGAACUAACCUUAAUAAUAUCCUUCCACCAAAAGGAACACGAGGAAGAUACUUUUGCCUCCUUGUCAACACAAAAAACCUUAGAAGAUACAUUUCUGUAACUGGGUUUAAGAAG
Vicia villosa (hairy vetch) is the source of this 2432-nucleotide messenger RNA. RefSeq names its product pyruvate kinase isozyme A, chloroplastic-like. Gene Ontology annotation, cellular component: chloroplast stroma; cytoplasm. Gene Ontology annotation, molecular function: pyruvate kinase activity; magnesium ion binding; potassium ion binding. The record is from RefSeq and is a predicted model, not a curated record. Lineage: Eukaryota; Viridiplantae; Streptophyta; Magnoliopsida; Fabales; Fabaceae. Gene Ontology annotation, biological process: glycolytic process. The coding region runs from base 164 to 1075 and encodes 303 amino acids. The transcript has 3 exons.